AUGAAUAUUCAACAUAUUUUAUUUGGAUUAUUUGUUAUUAUUCAAUUAGUCAUAUCAUCAUAUGAAGCACCGUUGGAUCAAAAUAAUACUAACAUUACAACUCCAAAUGGCGUCACUGAUGUUGUAACAACACUAAUUACAUCAACUGUUGCACCUAUUGCCACUUCGACAGCACUAACAGCAGAAUCGACCACAACAGAAAGUGUAACCAGCAGUGAAACAAUAAUUGCAUCAACAACAACAACAACAACAACAACUGUAACUACUACAGCUGCAAGUAUAACAACACCUUCAACAACUAAUUCAGCAAUAACAUCAACUCCAACGACAAUGAUAUCACCUACAACUAAAGCACCCGGUCGCAAGUUUGAUAUGUCUUCAUUUAUCGGUGGCAUAAUUCUUACAAUUGGUCUCAGUGCAAUUAUAUUUCUCAUUGUAAGCUAUUUACGUCGUCAUAAUCGAUUACCUUAUGCAAAUCUACGAUAA
Rotaria sordida is the source of this 486-nucleotide messenger RNA. Lineage: Eukaryota; Metazoa; Rotifera; Eurotatoria; Philodinida; Philodinidae. The record is from the annotation of a GenBank genome assembly.